AUGUUCUAUACGGGAUCGCACUAUCGCCUCCUCCGAGGAAGAUUUUCCUUCACAAGGAGGGCAGAGAAAGCCGCCAAGUUCAGAGAGAGAAAUCCCAGAACUACCAUCAGCUGGGAUCCCUUCGCUACGCUAGCCGGCUUUUGGGAAUAUUCCGCAAUGGACAACGAGGAAUAUGACCGGCUUGUUGAACACCUUCACGACUGCGCGAAGAAGGCUGAGAGUUUUAAAACCACCAAGAGACGCCUGUCUCUUGAAAAUCUUGAGCUGAUACGCCAGCGUGGAGCAGCACGAGCCGCAGGAAACCAAGAACUCACUUUCGAGCUCGCAAGGCUUUGCAGAGAGGCAAUAAAGGAAGACCUUAAAGAGAGAAGAGUAGAAGUGCUGGCUGAAGCUGCAAAGGUGGAGAAAAGUGUCCGCUAUGCCCGUCGAGACUUCGCCAGUCGCGGGACGAGGAUGACUGCUCUCCGGAACCCAAAGGGAACAGCCAUUGCAUCGAGAAGGGGAAUGGAGAAAAUCAUCUACAAUUUCUACUCUGAUCUCUUCGACAGCCAUGUCCACCUACCUCCUCACCAUCUGAGGGAAGACGGACAAGUCAUUCCAGAGGUUCUCCCGUCUGAAAUACGACACGCUAUCACGUCGGUGAGAAAUCGUACGGCAUCCGGUCCCGACAGAAGAAGACAAGAACACCUGAAGAGUCUUCCGCCAGUACUCAUCAACACCUUGGCGAGGCUCUUUACACGUUACCUGUCGGAAUGCAUGGUUCCUAAACAGUGGAAGACCAGCAAGACCGUGUUGCUGUAUAAAAAGGGAGAUCCACAUGACAUCGGCAACUAUCGUCAAUUCUGCCUACUGUCCGUCAUCUACAAGCUCUUUACAAGAAUGAUCCUUAAUAGGGUUGAAAAAGUCUUGGAUGAUAGACAGCCAUGCGAGCAAGCAGGGUUUCGAAAAGGAUUCAGCACGAUUGACCACAUUCACACUGUUUCGAAACUCAUCGAGGUAUCACGAGAGUACAAGAUGCCGCUCUGUCUCACCUUCAUCGACUUGAAAAAGGCCUUCGACUCAGUUGAGACGGAAGCGGUCGUGGGAGCCUUGGACAACCAAGGCGUCCCUACUCAGUACAUAAAGGUACUUCGAAAGUUAUAA
Messenger RNA from Necator americanus (New World hookworm), 1143 nucleotides. RefSeq lists its product as uncharacterized. The transcript has a single exon. The record is from RefSeq and is a predicted model, not a curated record. Lineage: Eukaryota; Metazoa; Nematoda; Chromadorea; Rhabditida; Ancylostomatidae. The coding region runs from base 1 to 1143 and encodes 380 amino acids.